Molecule: messenger RNA, 3910 nt
Organism: Linum tenue
Lineage: Eukaryota; Viridiplantae; Streptophyta; Magnoliopsida; Malpighiales; Linaceae
Source: the annotation of a GenBank genome assembly
CUUUUCCCGGACUCCCUCGCUUUCUUUCUCUUUAUCGAAGGCCGGGGCAGACUCUCCCGCAACAGAAGAAAAGAAGAAUAAAAAGGGAAAGAGAGAGAAUCGGAGAGGGAGAAGAGAGAGAAAGUGGGAGGGGGGGAGAGAGAGAAAUCGAAAGGUUCACUUCUAACGUCAAUGGCGGUUAGGGUUUUCAGCUGAUUCGCGAAGCUCAAUACUUUGCUACUUUCGUACACGUCCUCUCUCUCUUCGCCUAUCUUCCUUCGGUUCUUCGAACCCUAAUUCGGGCGCCUUGCUGGUUUGAUUGCGACUCCGCUUUCAGUAUCGGGGUUGGUUUCACCUUUCGUGCCCUGGAAGUGGAACCUAGAUGGGCGCGCAAGAUAAAUCCCAAGCGAGCUCCAAUUCGCUGCAGAGGGUUAAGGUCUAUCGCCUGAAUGAUGAUGGGAAAUGGGAUGACCAGGGAACUGGGCAUGUCAGUGUUGACUACUUGGAGAGAUCAGAAGAGCUUGGUUUGUUUGUAAUUGACGAAGAAGACAAUGAAACACUUCUCUUACACCGGAUCAUGCCAGAUGACAUUUACAGAAAGCAAGAAGAUACAAUAAUUUCUUGGAGAGAUCCUGAGUAUUCGACGGAAAUAGCCCUAAGCUUUCAAGAGACUGCUGGGUGCUCAUACAUAUGGGAUCAUAUAUGUAGUGUGCAGCGAAGCCUUCAGUUUAACAAUCUCAAUAGUGAGACAUUUCACAGCAUGAACAGCGAGCUACGGGAAUUGCCUGCUGUUGAACUGUCCACACUUCCUUUGAUACUCAAGACAGUCUCUGAGAGUGGCAUUGCGGAUCAGAUGAGGUUGCAAGAACUUAUACUGAAUGAACCAGAGUUUUUCCGCAAGUUGAUGGAUCUUUUCCGGAUAUGUGAAGACUUGGAAAAUACGGACGGUCUUCACAUGAUUUUCAAAAUAGUGAAAGGGAUCAUUUUGCUCAAUAGUCCUCAAAUUUUUGAAAAGAUAUUCGGAGAUGAGUUUAUCAUGGAUAUCAUUGGUGCUCUUGAGUAUGACCCUGACGUUCCUCGUGUUCAACAUCAUCGUGAUUUCCUGAAAGAACAUGUUGUGUUUAAGGAGGCCAUUCCAAUUAAAGACACUGCUGUGCUGUCAAAGAUACAUCAGACAUACCGAAUUGGUUAUUUAAAGGAUGUUGUUUUGCCCAGAAUAUUGGAUGAGGGAACUGUUGCAAAUCUAAAUUCCAUAAUCCAUGGAAAUAAUGCUAUUGUGGUGUCGUUGUUAAAGGAUGAUGGUACGUUUAUUCAUGAAUUAUUUGCAAGGUUGAAGUCACCAAGCACAUCUGCAGAAUCAAAGAAAAAUCUGGUGUACUUCUUGCACGAGUUUUGCAGUUUAAGCAAGAGCUUGCAAAUGGUCCAGCAGCUCCGGUUGUUUAGGGAUCUUGUCAACGAGGGUCUCUUUGAUGUUGUCACUGAUGCUUUGCAGAAUGAGGACAAGAAACUUGUACUAACUGGGACAGAUAUCCUCAUUCUUUUCCUGAAUCAGGAUCCAAACCUUUUGCGAUCUUAUGUUGUUAGGCAAGAAGGCAUUACGCUUCUUGGUUUAUUGGUUAAAGGAAUGCUAACAGAUUUUGGAGAGGAUAUGCAUUGCCAAUUUCUCGAGAUUCUUAGGAGUUUGUUAGAUUCGUAUGCACUAUCUGGAGCUCAGAGAGAUAAUAUAAUUGAGAUUUUCUAUGAGAAGCACUUGGUCCAGUUGAUUGACGUGAUAACUGAAUCAUGUCCUGCUUGUGGCACUUCUGAAUCCGGGGGCACAUCUUCAGUAGAAGUUGGGAAACAAAAUGGCGUGAAGCCAGAGAUACUCUCCAGCAUAUGUGAAUUGCUAUGCUUUUGUGUUCUUCACCAUCCAUAUAGGAUAAAGUGUAACUUUCUUCUUAAUAACGUUAUAGAUAAAGUUUUGUUUCUAACUCGGAGGAAGGAAAAAUACCUAGUAGUAGCUGCUAUUCGGUUUAUCCGGACCAUUCUUUCUCGGCAUGAUGAGCACCUGAUAAAUCAUUUUGUCAAGAACAACCUUCUCAAGCCAAUUGUUGAUGUUUUUGCAAGCAACGGAAAUCGUUAUAAUCUUCUGAACUCGGCAGUUUUGGAGCUUUUUGAGUAUAUCCGUAAGGAGAACUUGAAACUAUUGGUCAAGUACAUAGUCGAUUCAUUCUGGAAUGAGUUGGUAAACUUUGAGCACUUGACCUCCAUUCAGUCUCUGAAAGUCAAAUAUGAGCAGUACCUAGAGAAUUCUGGGACGAGGAACACUGGUAGUAUCUCAGACCCGAGGAAAAGGGGGGAUGAGCGUGCUUUAGAAAAAGAAGAGGAAGAUUACUUUAACGAGGACAGUGAGGAAGAGGACACUGCAUCUGCAUCACAGACGACAAAAAGAGCACAAAGGCAACAACCGUCACUGUCCAAUGGCAUUGCUGCAAGGCACCCAGCCUCAAGUCCAAGACCUGGUGCUGGACUCGUUGACUAUGAGGAUGACGAGGAUGACGAGGACUACAGACCGCCACCCCGAAAGCAACCUGAAACAUCCGAGGAGGAUGAAGGGAUGAUGGAGUCUCUCAGGUUGAAGCGUAAGUUGCCGCCUUCAAAGGAGAGGGAUCCAGCCGAGGUAUCAAAGAAGCAGCGUUUGAGCAAGACCUCCAAGACUAGGGAUAGUGUAUUUGCUGUUUUGUGCUCGACCCUCAGUCAGGCAGUGCUACCCGGGAAGAAGAGCACUACAGAUACUGUUCGUAAGGCUGCAGCCCCCGCUGCAGCUGCCUCCCCACGUACUUCAGAUGGGACCAUCGAAGGUGAUAAUCAAAGCACUGAGCCGUCUCCUGUUUCUAGAGGGUGCCCUCCAGGUAGUAAGAGCAAUAGUGACUUGGUUGAGGAAAAUGAGAAUGAGAAGGAAGUUAUUGGGGUGUCCAGAAGCUGUUCGGCUGACUGUGUGAGCAGCAGUCCAUCGGAAGGUAGUAGGCAGUUAAACGGGGAGGAUGCCCCGCUGAUACCUCCAAAGUCAUCACCGGAAAUGGCCGGUAAUGGAUCUUGAAAGCGCCAUUUGGGAUUUCUAGAUGUUUUAACUCCCUGUCUUGUUGUGUAUUUUAUAGACUGAUGGCGGAGGGCUGUGGCACAUAUCAUUUACAGGCUAGUAAACUUAACCCUAAAGGGCGAGGGGCUUCGAUGGCUUUCAUCCAUGGCCGGGAGGGGGAGAGUGAGUUUGUAUAGCUGCCUGAAGGUUAUUAGCGUACGAGCAUGGUGGAAACCUUAGGCCUCUGGAAAAUUCCCCUUCCAACUGCUGCUGGCCCUGCUUGCUGUCUCUCCGAUCGAUUGUUUGUUGCUUUUAUGAACACGAUCUACUUGGUGGAUUUUUCUUUUCGUGCUCGUUCCUUGAAAUAGCUUUAGUUGGUUUUACUCCAAUCCGUUGUUUUAAGCCUUGUUGGUUCUAGGGUAGAAUGUGGGAAAGCAGAGGGCAUGUAAAAAAACUGUAUGCCUGUGUUUUCUUUUCUGUUUCUUGUUCAGUUUUGUGACGGGGAGGGGUUUUGAUUUGUACUGUAUACUACAAAACGAGGAACAAGGCUUUCUAGCGAGCUGAGUUGGGUUGGGGGUAGAAACAGAGGCCAGGCCGUGUUUUUUUCUCAGUUGUAGCAGAAUGUUGGAACACAGAAUCAGUCAAGUGUUACUGUAAAUGUGAAAUAACUCUUAAUUUGCAGUAAUAGGCCGAGAAAUCUCCCUUGUUAUCUUCAGACCAACAAAUACGGUUUGUGUUUUGCUUCUCAUAGGUUCACAGAUCACAAUGUAAAUGUCAAAGCAUUUCGAGCUGACGUUGAAGCUUUCCAUUGAUAGACAACGUUUCGUAUUAGAAAAGACAGAGUCGAGAUCUUCAAGUUGAAAACCAGCGGUG